This is a messenger RNA of Lotus japonicus, 1871 nucleotides long. RefSeq names its product protein DETOXIFICATION 27-like. Gene Ontology annotation, cellular component: membrane. Gene Ontology annotation, molecular function: xenobiotic transmembrane transporter activity; antiporter activity. Gene Ontology annotation, biological process: xenobiotic detoxification by transmembrane export across the plasma membrane. The transcript has 9 exons. The coding region runs from base 338 to 1840 and encodes 500 amino acids. Lineage: Eukaryota; Viridiplantae; Streptophyta; Magnoliopsida; Fabales; Fabaceae. The record is from RefSeq and is a predicted model, not a curated record.
AAAAAAACUACAACAUCAAGACCGGAACACUAACAACAUCUAUGAACAAAAUGUCAUGCAAGCCUCUAGGAAAAGUGUGAUGAAUCAAUUGAAGUCAAUUGUAGAAGAAGCCCGCAACUUUGCAAGAAAGUAUGCUACGCCUACCAUGUUCCCUUCACGAGCAAAUGCUCCAAGGAAAUCUCCAACCGCAACAACCUUUUGAUAACGACACAAUGAUCGAUGUAAAAUGAUGCUAAAGGAAAACCGCAGCUCUAAUAAGCUGGAUUGACAACAAGGAACCGAUGAAACCGCCCCUAGCUAAUAUUCCCGCUGCCAACAAAAGUGUAAACCAUAGUAAAUGACUACAAGAUAUCCAGCAUCACCAAAGUCUGUCAGCACACUAGUAAUGGCGAAUGAAGAAAACCAUCCACUGAUACAGUCAACGCUGCGACCACAAGAACCGACUUCAAAGUCAACCACUCAGCUGCACUCUCUAAUCGAACGAACAUGUUCAGAAUCAAAGAAGCUAUGGAACAUUGCUGGCCCUUCCAUCUUCAGCCGCCUCGCCAUGUUCUCCAUCACCGUCGUCACUCAGUCAUUCUCCGGCCACCUCAGCGACCUCGACCUCGCCGCCAUUUCCAUCUCCUGCACCCUCCUCAUCUCCAUCACUUUCGGUUUCUUGCUCGGAAUGGCGACGGCGCUUGAGACCCUUUGCGGCCAAGCUUACGGCGCGGGACAGCACCACAUGCUAGGCGUGUAUCUGCAGCGUUCGUGGGUUGUUCUGUUUCUGUCUUCGAUUCUUCUGCUGCCAUUGUUUGUGUUUGCUACUCCUCUGUUGGUGCUCAUCGGACAGCCGCCGGAGGUGGCGGAGCGAGCGGGUUUGGUGGCGAUUUGGUUGAUCCCGUUUCACCUGAGCUUCCCGUUUCAGUUCACUUUGCAGAGAUUCUUGCAGUGCCAGUUGAAGACUGCGAUUGUUGCUUGGGUUUCAGGGGGUGCUUUUGUGAUUCAUGUGAUUUUGAGCUGGGUUUUUGUUUACAAGAUGAGGAUUGGGAUUGUUGGGGCUGCGCUUACUAUUGGUUUCUCGUGGUGGCUCUCGGUUUUGGGGAUGCUUGGGUAUACACUGUAUGGUGGGUGUCCAUGUUCUUGGACUGGUUUUUCUGAUCAAGCUUUUGUUGGUCUCUGGGAUUUCUUCAAGCUCUCUCUGGCUUCUGGGGUCAUGCUUGCGUUAGAGAACUUCUAUUAUAGGCUUUUGCUUUUGGUGUCUGGUUUUAUGGAUAACUCUAAGAUUGCUAUUGAUGCUCUUUCUGUCUGUGUUACUAUUUAUGGUUGGGAAUCUAUGAUACCGCUUGGAUUUUUGGCUGCAACCGGGGUGCGUGUAUCAAAUGAGCUUGGCGCAGGCAAUGCAAAAGGGGCAAAAUUUGCCACUGUGGUUUCAGUGGUAAACACUGUACUAGUGGGAUUUAUAUUUUGGUUGAUAAUUAUGGCCUUCAAUGAGAAGCUUGCUUUGAUCUUUACAUCAAGCUCAUCUGUAAUCCAAAUGGUCAAUGAACUUGCAAUCUUGUUGGCUUUUACCAUUCUUCUUAAUUGCAUUCAACCAGUUCUUUCAGGUGUAGCAGUUGGAUCUGGUCGGCAAGCAGUGGUAGCUUAUAUAAACAUUGGUAGUUACUACUUGGUUGGAAUACCUCUUGGGCUUCUCCUUGGAUGGUUGCUACCUUCGGCUAUUGUGGGUAUGUGGACUGGAAUGAUGAGUGGAACGGUGGUUCAAACAUUGAUCUUGGCUAUAAUUACGAUGAGAUAUGAUUGGGAAAGAGAGGUACUGAAAGCCCAGAUUCUUGUUAAGGAGGACACAACAUCGAACUAAUGAAUCUGGGGGUCUUACAAGUUUGCUUACA